Brienomyrus brachyistius is the source of this 4245-nucleotide messenger RNA. It is a transcript of the gene ulk4, whose product is annotated as unc-51 like kinase 4. The record is from RefSeq and is a predicted model, not a curated record. NCBI's taxonomy places the organism in Eukaryota, Metazoa, Chordata, Actinopteri, Osteoglossiformes, Mormyridae. Gene Ontology annotation, biological process: protein phosphorylation. Gene Ontology annotation, molecular function: ATP binding; protein kinase activity. The transcript has 37 exons. The coding region runs from base 186 to 4010 and encodes 1274 amino acids.
GGUAAUAAGCUGAAGCGGCCAGACAAUUCAAAAAAGAAAACAGAAGCGGCCAAUUUAAUGUUUUUUUGACCCAACUUUGGAAUUUGUACAACUGUACAAAGCAGUAGCAUAUAACCAGUGUUAAUGAUUCUUGCUGAAGGUGAUGUACACGGUGCUUAACAGAAUCACCUGAUAAUUAUUCCAGGAUGGAGAACUUCGUCCUUUAUGAAGAAAUCGGAAGGGGCAGCAAGUCUGUAGUUUACAAAGGGAGGAGGAAGGAAAGCAUCAGCUUUCUUGCAAUCAUCUGCAGUGACAAGGCGAAAAGGGCAGAGGUUACAAACCACGUGCGGCUGACCCAUGACAUGAAGCAUGAGAAUAUAGUUUCCUUUUAUGAGUGGUACGAGACUAGCAACCAUCUCUGGUUGGUGGUGGAGCUGUGCACAGGGGGGUCUUUGGAAGCCAUCAUCUCCCAAGAUGAGUGUCUGUCUGAGGAUGUGGUGAGAGGCUUUGCCGUCGACCUUGUUAAAGGCCUGAAGCACAUCCAUGAUUCCGGCAUCGUCUUCUCUGACCUGACUCCUGCCAAGAUUUUGCUGGAUGGACCAGGCACUCUGAAGUACUCCAAUUUCUGCGUGUCCAAAGCAGAGGGGGAGAACCUAGAGGAGUUCUUCCUCAUGGUUAUGUCAGAGGAUGGGGGGGUACAGGAGGCCUCUGAAAAUGCACCUGGAAGAAAUACAAAAAAUUUGGUCCGGGGGUCUCCCACUUACUCUGCCCCGGAGGUGCUGGCCGGGGGGGACUCCACUUUCAGCAGCGACUUAUGGGCACUGGGAUGUAUAAUUUACGAGAUGUUUUCAGGAAAGCCACCAUUUUACUCCGAAAGCUUCUCAGAUUUGGCCAAGCUCAUUCUCCAAGGAGAGCCACCCCCCCCACGGCAAAAUGCUGCCCCCUUCUCAGAACCGACUCCAGAAUUUCGCAGCCUGUUGAGAGGUUUGCUUGAAAAAGACCCAAAAAAAAGGCUGACCUGGGAUCAGUUACUGUCACACCCGUUCUGGAAGGAAUCGUUAUCUGUGGUGGAGGAGGAGACCCCGCUGGCCUUGAGGAGUGCAGAGGGGGGGAGGGGCAGCCCCGCCUGGCACGUGGCACGCAGUCGGCCCACCCCUUUGACCCCAGAUGACCCGGGAGGCCCAGCUGGAGGGCAGCCCCUGGACAAGUCAUUCCGACUGGACAAUGUGGCGGAGCUGAGGCCGAAGAGUGCCCAGGAUGGCGAGGCGAGGGCGCCCCUCUUCCUGCUCAGCAGUUCCUGUCCGACUCUGGGAAAGAGCAGUGUGGCCAAAGAUGCAGACACCAAGACUGCACAGCUGCAGGAGACAAAAUCUGUCAGUGGGGUGAAAGAUGUGGCUUCUUCCAUCAAGGAGCUAAUCUACACUGACUCUGACCUAACUGUGACUCCAAUCAUCGAUAACCCGAAGAUCAUCAAAGCAACUCCGGUGAGAUUUGACCCCAAAACCCUGAGUGUCCCCGCUUACUCAGCUGAGAAGCUAGUGUCCCUGAGUCCGGCAGACUGGCAGGCCUUCCUGCAGCAGCUCUGCUCCUCGCUGGACUCGCCGGGGGGGACGGCAGCGAGCACACGCUCCAAACUCAACCUGCUCUGCUACCUCUGUGGCACGGCGAGCCACCGGGACGCAGCCACCCGGCUGACCAACUCUCCGCUGUUCCCGGCGCUGACCCAGCAGCUGCGUGCCGCUCCUAAUUGGGAUGUGAGGGCCAAAGCGAUGCGGGUUCAGGGGCUGCUGGCCUCUCACUGCCUGGAGUUGGAAGAGGCUGUGCCGGUGACUGAGGCUGUGAGCACCUACACCGAGCUCCUCCGUGACAACUUCAGGAACAGCAAGCUGAAGCAAUGCCUGCUGCCACCACUGGGGGAGCUCUUGUACCUCAUUGCCUCUCAGGAGGAGAAGAAAGCGCCCCCAGGAGGAUUAUGGGCCGUCACUGCCGCUUCCUACACCGUGAUAACGAGAUGCCUCCAGGAACGGGAGGAGCUGGUGGUGAAUCACAUAGCAGCGAAGACGGUGGAGAAGGUGUGCAGCACGCAGUCUCAUCACGCCAAGGCCUUCAUCACAGGUGACAUCGGGCCCAUGCUCUGGUGCCUCUUCACCCAUUCCAGCGUGGAUCCCCUGAGAGUCACAGCCAUCUCGGCCCUCUGCAGGGCGACACGCCACUCCCCAGCCGUCUUCCAGAGCGUCAUCGACAAGGUGGGGCUGCCUGCCGUGCUGGACGGCCUGUCGUGCAGCAUCAGCCGCAUCCAGCAACACCUGCUCACCCUCUUUGCUGCCAUCCUGUCGUCCGGAGUCAACGUGCAGAGGCUGGUCCAGGAGAGGGAGCUGGUGCUGCGGGUCUCACGCUGCCUGGAGAGCCCCUUCCCAGCGGUCCGAGCGAAGGCCUUCCUGGUGCUUCUGCAGGUCCUGCUCCACAACCGGGAAAUGCUGCUGCUGUGCUGUAAUUCCAGGUUGGUGAUGUACAUCGAGAGGGACGUCAGGAAGGCCGUGCCAGAGAGGGAGCAACCGAGUGCCAAUCAGCACCUGUCCAGAUGUCUACAACUGCUCAUCCGUCACAUCGUCCGAGAGCUGCCUGCCGUUCUGGACGACAUCCUGGCUGCGCUGGGGAGCGUGGCAGGGCGCAAACAUCCAUCGACUGCGCAGGCCAAGCAGCUGAAGCAGUGUCUGCCUAUGGUCUCGGUCGUGCUGCAGGUGCUCACCUCGCAGAUAUUCAGACCUCAGGUGGUGACAGAAGAUUUUCUCUGCAAAUUUGGGGCACUGCUUAAUUACAUUAAAUCUGUGGAGUCCUGUGAGACCAGCCUGGACAAUGCGAUAGGACAGAUGGCCUCAGAGGAGCUUAUUAGGAACACGCUGUCAGCCGUGGAGGCCAUUACCCAGCAUGCCGUGCUGCUGACGCCCCAUUACAGCACUGUGGUGGAUUUCAUCCUUCCCCCUCUAGCUUCUCUGGCGUUCAGCAACAAUGUGGAGUGGCGGAUCGUCAGCCUGAGGGUACUGUCAGAGGUCACGCUGACCCUGCUGGGCCGGGAGGAAGAGGAGGAAGGGGAAGACAGGGCCCCAGUGCCAAGCAGCAGCCUGCUGGCCCUCAUCACCAACACCCUCCUGCCACAGUUUGGGUCCUUGCUCCUGGAGUCGGACCCACUGCCUGUUUACGCCCUGAAGCUGAUGGUGUCGCUGACGGAGCACAGCUCACUUGUCAACAGGCUCAUCGAGGAAAGCCCUCUCCCGGCGGUCAUCUUUCGAGUCAUCUCGGAGCACCAGGAGAGUCCCUUGGGUGCCACCAUGCAGAACACCAUGGCCCUGCUCAGCAACCUGACAGGCCAGAAGGAUAGCGCCUUGCAGAGGCUCCAUGGUGAAGCUCUGGUGGACAUCAUCUGCAGCGUCCUGUUCAAGGCAGCAGCCCUAUACAAUGAGGGGGAAGACCAGGCUCUCGUGAAGAGGGCCCACAGCCUUCUGCUGCCAGCACUGGACGUCCUACACAACGUUCUGAGGAGCACAUCCGCCGUGGUCAGGCAGGCCCUCCAGAGGUUGGAGACCCGAGGGGAGGUCCAGAGCGCGGAGGACCUGCUGCUCCUGAACAAGCCUCUGACCGAGCUCAGCAGCCUUCUCAUCCAGCUGGUGAGAUGCCCCAGUGGCCGACACCUUAGUCUCCCCGGCAGAGAUCUGGAGGUGUAUGAGGAGGCCAGCCAGUGUCUGUCCCUCCUGGUGCAGCUGUACGGAGGUGAGGGCCUGGCCUGCCUGUGCCCAGAGGACCUGCAGAGCUUGGCCUGGGUUCUAGAGGUCCAAUCGGACCCCAGACAGCAAAGAUUACUGCUGAGGGUGAUCAAGCGUCUGAUCACCUGCACGGACGGGUCCGGCCACGGCCUGCUGGGAGGGAGUCACCUGCUGAAGGAACUGCAGAGACUAGCUCAGUCCACCAGGUCUCAGGUGGACACCUCUGUAACUUCUUUGGCUACGGAGAUACUGAAAGCUGUCGGACUCUGAUGAUCUUCAGGCAGCCUGUGAUUUCAGGGGCAUUGGGUGUGUAUCUGGAUACACGUUUACUGCUCAUUGUACCAAGUGGUUCCUGUGUGUCAUAAUUUAACAUGCUACAUUGUUAUUUAAACCUCCAUGGGGCAAUUAUGUUUUUCAUACAAUUUCCCCCAGAGAUCAAAAACCUUAAAUACUUCCCCUAAGAUGCAUUCAUGAAACAAGAUGAUUAAAUGGGAAUUUUGAUGUA